This is a messenger RNA of Owenia fusiformis, 329 nucleotides long. NCBI's taxonomy places the organism in Eukaryota, Metazoa, Annelida, Polychaeta, Sabellida, Oweniidae. The record is from the annotation of a GenBank genome assembly.
ACUGUAGUCCUUCAGUCGGUUGGUACAACCACAAUGGGACAUGCUACUUUUAUCAAGACCACAGUGAAACUGCGGCUACUGAUCUCAAUAUAAAAUGUAAUAGUGCUGGCGAGCGGUUGAAGAUUUAUUCCACUAACGACAUGGAUUUCAUCGACAAGUAUAUUGAUAGUAGUGUCUUGGUUGACAUUGGAAUUGAAUCUGAUGGCGCAUCAUGGGUUUAUAUUGAUGGAAAUCCACUAAACAUAACCAUGUGGGACACAGCUGCAGGUCAUCCUAACAACUCCAUAGGCAACUGUUCUGCAGUAUACCCUGGUCAACUGUGGCAGUCU